AUGGCGGAAAAUGCUAAUUACUCUGCAACAACUAGUAAUAUAUGGAAAUCUGUAAUGAUGGUAAAAGAUGUUGAGCACCCUGAUGCAAAUCAAACCAUGGCCAAAUCUUUACCUGUGGGGGAGGAUGACAAUACAUUUGAAUCAGAUAAAAAGAUAAAUACAUCUUUAUCUGCUUUGAAAAAUAUCAGCCAUUUUGUAUCAAAACAAGAUCAAGAUAAAGACAAAUCUGUACUGAUGGUGGAAGAUUCUGAACACGCUGAAGAAAACAGCAGCACAGAGAACUCUAUUUUAACAGUGGGGGAUGCUAGGCCUUUCCAGUUACAUCAAAGCCUUUCAAAAUCCUUUCUCCUAGAUAAAGAUGAUAGAACUAUUACACCAUAUUGGGAAAUGCAGGAAUCUGAACAGAUAGAGGCAAAAGAGAGAGAUCCCUUUGAUUUAAAUGUCAAUAAAGAUGUUGAAAUGUUGGAAACUGCAGAUAGUGCAGAAUAUAAACCCCUACGGACUGUUUUAGCUGAAACUGAAGGGGAACAUGAAGUGGAUAGGCUGUCUGGCAAGAUACAGAAUUCAAAAUGUAAUGAAGAAGAUGGUAACCAAUAUACAAAAUCCUUAAAUGUCUCAAGACGGGAAGAUUAUUCUGAAUCUUUUGAAGUCCACAAUAGUGAACAUUUACUUCAGGCAGAAAGCACCAUGGAAGGUGAUGUCGUCAGUCCAGAAUAUCCGGCAAAAGUUAAACACUCUAUAAUCUCAGCGCUGAUUGAGACGCCUGCUUAUAUAAGGAAAGCCCGUUUGACGAUUCCUCCUAAUAAGCUUGUCGCUGGUAAAAAAGUCCAUCGGAAAUCUGCCUUGAAGACAAAAAAAGAUGGGUCAGCAUUUACGGGCAGCCUUGUAAAGCAGUUAUUU
Molecule: messenger RNA, 900 nt
Organism: Staurois parvus
Lineage: Eukaryota; Metazoa; Chordata; Amphibia; Anura; Ranidae
Source: the annotation of a GenBank genome assembly